AUUCCAUCCUCCCCAUCCUUCCCAGCAGGGUCCUGCCAUGGCCGAGCUGGCAGGACGCGGUGCCGGCUGUGCCCGGGCUGGGAGCCCUGUCCCACGGGAAGAGGAGCCCUGCAGCAGCUCCAGCUCCGUCUGCACCGAGGACUUGGCUGCCAGCUUUUGGGAGGCGAUGGUGGAGCCGCUGCUGUGCCAGCAGGAGCCUGCCGGGGGUGUCCCCAGGGCAGGAGCUCACCCUGGGCAGGACGAGCCCUUGUUCCCCGCAGGGAGAAGCCCGGACACGGCCAUGGAGCCCAGCAGAGCCCCCCGGCAGGACAGCUCUGCAUCCCGGAGCAGCCUGGAGUCCCUGGGAGCCAGGAUCUCCCGCCUGAGCCUGAGCCAGAGCCAUGGCGGGGUGUCCCGGCCGGGCCCCCCUGCCCAGGCAGCCCUGGCACACGGGGACGGUGCCCGUGGGGAGCUGCUGGGCACAGCUGGGCACCCCUGGAUCGCUGCAGGGAUGGCUGCUGGCAGGAGCAGGGCCGGGGCAGGGACAGGAGCUCCUGGCAGCAGCGCUCCCAGGGCCAGCAGGGCCACAGCCAGGGGACAUCCCGCCCUCUGGGGACAUGGAAGGAAUGUCACCUUCAGUGUGGCUGCCGUGGACAGGGAAGGAGCCGCCAGCAGCAGGAGUGCUGGCACAUUCGUGGGAGUUCCCCGGCCAUGGAGGUCACCGUUGUCCCCAGGGCUGCGAGGGGACCAGAAAGGGGAGCUGCCCUGCAAGCAAGGCCGCGAUCCUGCCCUGAGCCCUCCGGGGCUGUGGGGUGGCCCCGGGCAGCCCAGGGUGACUCCGCUGGUCCUGCAGAGGCUGCGGGAGCUGGAGCGGGGCAGCCGCCACCUCCUGCGGCAGCGGCUGCGGGUCCUGCACCGCCUGCAGGGGCUGCUCCAGAGGGACCGGGCCCAGAGCCUGCGGCUGCUCCGGGAGGCCAUGGAACAGGAACCGCCUGGUAGCAGCGCCCGGUGGGAGCAUCGCCCGAGCCGGGCCGGGGGCUCCGUGGCCCUGGGGAACUCCCCGGUGGCCCUGAGGAACGCCCCGGUGGCUUUCCGGGGACAUGGCCCCCGGCCUGGCACUGCCCUGGCACCGGGCCCCUCGCCGGCAGCCCUCAGCCGCGCUCUCCACGUCCUGCGGGAGCUCCGGCAGCAAAUCCAGCGGCGCCUCGGGCAGUGGCAGGGCCUGGAGGGAGCCCUGGGAGUCGCCGGGCAGAGGAACGAGGUGAUUUAG
Molecule: messenger RNA, 1249 nt
Organism: Melozone crissalis (California towhee)
Lineage: Eukaryota; Metazoa; Chordata; Aves; Passeriformes; Passerellidae
Exons: 6
Coding region: 38-1249 (403 amino acids)
Source: RefSeq, a predicted model, not a curated record